UCACAGCUGAGCCGAGAUGCUGGCUUUUCGCGUAUUUUCCAAGUUUUUUGAGUUCAGUUCGUGAGGCGCUGGCUGAGCAAAAACGUCAUGUAAACGGAUGUUUUAUCAGUUAUCGGCUAGCUACGUAAAACGUGCGCAAAACCCAAACCGAAACUUUAGCCAUAAUAGUGAAAAGUGCUAAAAAGCCUUAACGGUAAUUCCGCUCUUUUUUCGGUAGUAGAAGAGAAAAGUGUUUUUAAAGUAACUCCUGAUUGGCUACAAAAAUAAAAACGAUUCGGAAAUGACUGCAAUUUAUUAUUAUUCGUGCAAUAACGUUAUUCCAAAUCAAUAAACAAGCCGGAAAAACAAUAAAUUUAACCGAUUUGUAACAUUCAUUGAGUGUGCUGAUCAAAUAAAAAUGAAAAUAAUGAAAAGUUCUUAACGGUAAUUCUACUAAAAGGAAGAAAAUUGAUUGGCAAAACAAAUCAAAAGGAAAAUGGCUGUAGUUUAUUUUUAUUCCAGCAAUAACGCCCUGCUAAAUCAAUAACAGGGAAGCCACUCCAAAAAAACCUCUUAUUCAAGCUUACCAUAGUAGCCCCAAAAACAGUAACGGACAUAACUAUAAACGUAUUCAGUGUUGAAAAGCCAAAAAGCCGGCCAGUGGUUCAAAAAGCCGGAGAAUAGAAGCCAAGCCUCCGCUCUUCUCGUGUUGUUAUUGUCGAAACGGGGUCAAAAGUUCGUGUCUCACUCGCUAAUUCAACCGCACAAAAUAUACACUCACACACACAUUCACUAGCACACCAUCCUAGAUAACGGUUACUCAAGUGCAAGCAAAGACACUGCGUCGCCCGUCUGGCAGAAAAGUAUGAUAAAAGCAUAAGAAAAGCAAAAGAAAGGCAGACAAAGGCAUUAGACAAGUGCCAAGUAACUCAAAACUGCAGGCCUACGAAACACACGGAAAACCGAACCGAAAAACAACACCGAAUCCAAAUACCAGACUACAAAACUAGGCCAAUUCGCGUGGAAGCGGGGGAAAACAGCUAAAAGAAAAGUGCUCAGUAAAACGUAGAGAAGUAAAAUAAAAUAAAAUAAAAAUAUAAAACAAUAGCAGCGCAGCUCCCUGGCCAUUUGUCAAUGACUCAGUCACUCGCGUGACUGCCGAUUCUUGGGGAAAAGUGGAAUAACUGUAGCCGAAACAGACUCCGGAACAAGGACUAGUCACAGAAAUUUGUGGCCACAUUUCGUGUUGGACGGCAUAAAACAGAAGCGGCAAAUAGAAAAGCCAAACGGCGGCUAAGUUGCCUUUGUCUGCCGUCGGCGAAGGAGGAAGCCUGGCAAUUGGCCAAGUUAAUAGAGAGCCGGGAGGCCCGAUAAUGACGUUGGUGCUGCUGGAGCUGCUGUUGCCGUUGCUGCCGCCCAUGCUGAUGAUGAGGCUGCUAACUUGGUUAUUGCUGCCAGCCUAAAGGACACAGGACGAAAGGACCCAGGACGAUAGGACCCUCAGUUUAUACCCCCCAACUAGACAGACAACAAAAACAAGGUCUGUUAGCUGCAACGCCGGGCUUACUGCAUUUCCGCAUCUUGUUCCUGUCGCCGCCCCCGUCGCUGUCAUCGUUAUAGCCCAGUCAUUGCCACAGCCGGAGUCACCAUGCCCAUUGCCCACCCACUGCCGCUCUGCGUGGCCUGGCUGCUGCUUCUCGUCGUGAUUGUGAUGAGCGACAUGACAAACGGCGGUGUGCAGGGACCCAUCGAGGGCUACAAUUCGCUGGACGACCUGCUGACAACCACAGCGACUCCGGGACAGGCGGCUUUACUCCUGCCCACCGCACCCACCGCCGCUUACACCCAUCCCAAAUGGAUGGAGCCCUACUUCGAUCCCUCGACGCCGCGCAAUGUCACCGCCCUCAUGGGCAAGUCCGCCUAUCUCAGCUGCCGUGUGCGCAAUUUGGCCAACAAAACGGUGUCCUGGAUACGGCACCGCGACAUCCAUAUACUGACAGUGGGCUCAUACACCUACACCUCCGACCAGCGAUUUCAGGCCACACAUCACCAGGACACCGAGGACUGGACUCUGCAGAUAAAAUGGGCCCAGAAACGGGACGCCGGCAUGUACGAGUGCCAGAUAUCGACGCAGCCGGUCCGGAGCUAUUUCGUUCGCCUGAAUGUUGUCGUGCCAACGGCCACCAUCCUGGGAGGUCCUGACCUUCACGUUGAUAAAGGCAGCACCAUAAAUCUCACUUGCACUGUAAAGUUCAGCCCCGAACCGCCGGCCUACAUCUUCUGGUAUCAUCACGAGGAGGUCAUUAAUUAUGAUUCAUCAAGAGGCGGCGUGUCGGUAAUUACCGAAAAGGGCGAUGUGACAACCUCAUUUCUGCUCAUACAGAAUGCAGAUCUGGCCGAUUCGGGCAAAUACUCCUGUGCGCCCUCCAAUGCAGAUGUGGCCAGUGUGCGUGUCCAUGUCCUAAAUGUUCGGGCCAUAAUUUCAGGUGAACAUCCGGAGGCAAUGCAAACUGGUUCAUCCGGUUGUCAGUACAAUUGGCUGACAAUCGUCCUGCUCCUGGGCCUUGUCCUUUGCUACAGUCAACAAUGCAGCUCGGCCGUGCCAGCGUCAUUAACAUCACCAUUACCAUUACCAUCGCAAUUACCAUUACCAGCGGCAACGGCAACAGCAACAGCAACAGCAACCGGAGAAAGUACAUCCAGUGAAAGUGUGGCAGCCGCAACAGCAACAUCAACAUCAACAAUAACAUCAACGAGGAAGCGGUGUCCUGUGGUCAAAAGUUGCCGCCAGACCGCCGGUCAUGUCCUGGCCAAAAGGUCCUGUCACAGAUGAUCGAAUGAAGGCCACAACAGCCCCCAACUAAAUAGAGUAAUUUAAAGAGCCACCCACAUGAAAUGUGAGUGCAACUUCGACUAAGUAUCUCUGAGUGUGUGAAUGGAUCGGUUGAGGGUUUGCCAUUCAGCCGUUUAGUAUGUCAGUUUUAAACUUGUACUCGACAACCACAUUGCAUAACAAUGGCGCAGAAGGGGGCUUUUGAUUUUUAUUUCCCAACUUAUCUAAUUAUUAUCACAAAUAAUUUAAAUUUUAAUUUUACUCAGCAAAUUCGAGAGGAUUAAUAAUCCUUUUGGCCAUAAAUCAACUCUUUAAAUCAUAUUAAAUUCUUUAAUUUUUUUACCCACCACAAACUCUUCAUUAAGGCCUGUUAAUUAAAAUAUAAAUAUCUAUUCAAAAAUGUCACCCAACCUGCCCCGACUGCCCAAGCCGUUGUCCAGCAAGGUUAUUAUAUAAAUAAUACCUUAUGUAAGCAUAUUGAUUACAGUUUAAUGUGUAUAUUUAAAUAAAAUCAAAACUUACCCCAUAGGAUGUGUGUAAAUAACGAACUUAAAUAUAAUUACGAAAGGAAAUAAAUAGAUGUGUGUAUCGGAAACAUAGCGGGAGUGAGUAAUCUCUAUGGCCGGCGGCUCUGACUCUUUUUAAUAAAUUAAUGAAUAAUCAAAUAAAGUGCAGUGUACAGUGGAGGCUCGCUCCAUGCUAAAUAAUUAGAUAAAAACGUAGACAAGCCAAAUAGCAGUGAGUCAUAAAACAUUUAAAUUGAUUGCCAUAUCAUGCAAAUAUUUGCACUGCGCAAUUUUCCACCAAACCAAGCCAAAUGUAAAUUCGAUUUUCUGCUUUCAUAUUCGCCCACGCACAAAAUACAAUUUAUUUAAUUUUCUUUUUUUUUUUUAUUGCCUUGAUAUUAAUGUCACAGUUUCAUAAUUGACGGUAAGCCGACCUGCCGCAUUUCCAAUUGAUUAAAAAAUUCCUCGCAAUAUUUAUCUAAUAAUUUCCUUAAAAUUGCUUAAAUAUUUGCAAAAAUUGAAUACAUUUUAAAUGUCAUUUUCAGUUGACACGAUUACCUUUACUUAAUAAUAGCUUUCCCAUUAGUUUUCCCAUCUUAAUUAAAAACUGCGGCGUUCUGAAUGGCCACCAACUGUGAAUGAUUUGCCUGUUUUUUGUCCACAAUAAUUGCCAUGGCCAGAGUGUAUAGUAAAUACAGAAAUAAUUAUAGCCAAUAGAAAAAAGUGAAUGCCUAACUAUUCCACCCAAUAAAUUGAUUUAAUUAAGCAUUAAAAUGUGAAAAAUUCAAAUAUCAGAUUCGAUUUCAGGACCGCUGAAAGAAAACACUCUCUGUUGACCUACCGCAAAUAUUAUAUUUCAUAAUUAAAAUUAUUAAACAACAAUUUGCAGCUAGGCAGGCCCGCAAAUUAACUAACAUUUGCCAUUCAAAUCAAGCAAUAACCAAUUAAAAUGUGAUGUGAUUUCAGCCAUCUUGUGUUUGGGCACAAUUAUAAUGAAACAUAAUUCGGAAUUAAGGAUUGGCAUUUUGUUUGCAUCGCCAACAGGCAGGAAAAACUAAUUUUAUUAAUUUCCGUUAAGCUGUAAAAAUAAUGUUAGUCAUAAGCCAACUUUACGAGUGCUGAUAUCGGCAAAUUGUGCCAUAACCGAUAAUGUUUAAACAUUAAAUUUAUUUCCAAUUAAAGGUUUUUAUGUUCUUUCUAGUUUAAAAGUUAUAACAGAGAGGAAGGUCGACUCAAUUAGAAAUAUUUUAAAUGGCAGGUUCAAUUUACUAAUUUGCCAUCUUUCCCUCCCAUCCCCGACUCCAGCUAAUCUCCUAAUUGUUAAUGCAGCCAUAGCCCCACAGAACAUGAAUAUAUAUGCUUGAGUUUAAGUGUGAAUACGAGCAUAUGCCAGCCAAUUUGAAAUUCUAACUCAACGGAAUGCUAAUGCCAUAAGCCCACAAGCAUUCGCCAUAAACCUUUAAAGCGCAGUACAUAAAUCUACAUAAGUAAAUAUAUAUAUAUAUACAGAUAUAUAAUAUAUCCGUAUGCUCGUAGGCCAUCAGCUAAGUAAUUCCUGUAUAUUAAAGUUAAUUAGUGAAACUCUAGAAUUAUGCAUUAGCCAAGUAAAUUUGCAUACUGUGUGCGACUAAGGACAUAGUUAAAUAGUAAUAAUUAAUAGAAAUAAAGCAAUCGAACUGUGUAAAACGAACUACUUUUAACUGUUGAUUAAAACAAAACGAAAGCUAAAUGGCAGAACUAGUGAAGGCAUAAUAUGAAUAUACAUUAAUGAAUUCAUAAAGAAACAUAGCAAAACAUUACAAUAAUAAACAAAUAGCAACGAUAACAAAAGGCAAACAGCAGGGCCUAUGAAAGUGAAUAAAAACCAGAGUGUUUGUUGUUUGUCUUUCGAUUGCAAUGAUUGUCGCCACAUUGUAUUGUAAAACAGCAAACAAACAUGAGCAGAAACCAAACACAAAAACAAACGAAAAAACAA
Drosophila eugracilis is the source of this 5293-nucleotide messenger RNA. It is a transcript of the gene dpr6, whose product is annotated as junctional adhesion molecule A. Gene Ontology annotation, biological process: synapse organization. The transcript has 7 exons. Gene Ontology annotation, cellular component: neuron projection membrane. Lineage: Eukaryota; Metazoa; Arthropoda; Insecta; Diptera; Drosophilidae. The record is from RefSeq and is a predicted model, not a curated record. Bases 1628 to 2812 code for a protein of 394 amino acids.